CUACUGCAAUACUAUUGGCUAUCUGUCACUAGCCAUGCCCACUGUGGACAGUUUUUAAGCCACAGGGAUGGUCAGUGUACACAGAACACCUCGAGUGUUAAGUCCUUCAACAAGAAUAUCAACUAGAUUUAGUAAGAAUAAGCUGCUUUUGUUUCUUCUACUACUCAGAGGGGUUGGCAAGGGGUUUGCUGGUCAUGAGCGCACUUUGGGGCUGAAACGCAGUUUCAAACAGGUCCAUCAAUAGAAAUAUGGGUCUACUACUAGCAGCCGUACUCGGUGUGGGUGGUGUGGUCGGUGCGCCACUGGCACUAAGUGCCGUGGGGUUCACGGCAGCUGGCAUUGCUGCCGGAACACUGGCAGCGAAGAUGAUGUCAGCCGCAGCCAUAGCCAACGGUGGUGGUGUGGCCGCUGGAAGCCUUGUUGCCCUUGCGCAAGCAGCUGGGGCGGCAGGCCUUUCUGCCGCAGCCAACGCUGGGAUAGCAGGUGCCGGUGCAGUGGUGGGGCUCCUGGUAUAAGAAAGAUCUGAAAAGGAGUUCACAAUGUCAUUUAGAACAGCACUUAAAUACUUAUCUAUGAACUAAGAAGCUUAUUAGCCACUAACCAAUAAAGGAUUUAUCUCAAUCAUAAUCUGAAUAAUUUCAUAAUUUCACAAGUCUCUUCUUUCCGUUGGCUGAGUAUGCAUAUAUAAAGCUGCUACCUAAAUAAAGAAGCAUUUGACACUCUCAGCUAUAAGCCAUAUAGAAUUAGGAGUGGGAUUUUUUUGGAAUUGUAUUUAAAAUA
Molecule: messenger RNA, 780 nt
Organism: Notechis scutatus (mainland tiger snake)
Lineage: Eukaryota; Metazoa; Chordata; Lepidosauria; Squamata; Elapidae
Source: RefSeq, a predicted model, not a curated record